Nicotiana tabacum (common tobacco) is the source of this 816-nucleotide messenger RNA. Lineage: Eukaryota; Viridiplantae; Streptophyta; Magnoliopsida; Solanales; Solanaceae. The record is from RefSeq and is a predicted model, not a curated record.
AUGGUGAAGAAAUUUAUGGUUGACCAGCAGGCCCAAACAGUAGAGAUGAUGAAGAAAGUAAUGGAUAACCAGCAGGCCCAAGUAGCAGCAAUGAGAAAUUUGGAGCGACAAAUGGGACAACUUGCCAAAGUCCAGUCGAAAAAGAUAAAACAAGUGACCUUUAAUGAGAAGACGACCACCGUAGAGGCAGAAUUAGGAAAAUUAAAGGAGUCAAAGAAGCUAGCUGAAGAGGCGGUGGCUAAGCAACCCCCACAAAUAGUUGCGAGGCCACCACCUCCGUUCCCUCAAAGAUUGCUGAAAGUGAAGGUUAAUGUCGCGUAUAAAAAGUUUCUUGAUAUUUUGAAGCAAGUGCAAAUCAAUAUUUCACUGGCAGACAUCCUGCAAGAAAUGCCCCAAUAUGCUAAAUACAUCAAGGACAUAGUGGCAAAUAAAAUGGGGUUGACCGAAUUCGAGACUGUGGCACUCACUGAGGAAUGUAGCUCAAGAAUUCAAAGCAAGCUAUGUGAGAAAUUGAAGGAUUCGGGUAGUUUCACUAUCCAAAUCUCGAUUGGUAAGGAUGAAAUCGGGCGAGCGUUGUGUGAUAUUGGAGCGAGCAUCAAUUUGAUGCCGCUAUCUGUGUUCAGACAGUUGGGGUUGGGAGUGAUUGAAGAUGUGUUAGUUCUAGUGGGUUCUUUCAUUUUCCCUACUCAUUUCAUUAUCUUGGACUACGAGCCUGAUCAGGAAGUUCUAUUUAUUUUAGGGCAUCCAUUCUUAGCCACAGGCCGAGCUAUUAUUGAUGUAUGCAAAGGAAAGAUGACGAUGGGAGUAGGUGAUUGA